AUGCUCGUCGUCCUUCAUACUCGAAUUCCUCGUACCCCCGAGGAACUUGUUGUUGAUGUCUUUGAGGAGGAUCUAAAUUUCCUUCAGAAUCUUCAUGAGGCAGAUAAAAUGGAGCUUCUUUCUGAUGUUACCUUUUAUAACUAUUGGGUGGCCUCCUUAUUUUCUCUUGUUACUAGUAGUCAGAGUUACAUCCUAGCCAUGGGUAAUCCUUCUAAAGAUAGGUAUACCUGGAAGGAAAAAUGUGAAGCUAUAAAGGUGAGAUGUUCCAAGUUUCAAAAAAAGGUGAGCUUUCUUCAGGAAAAGAUGUAUUGUGUUGAGAUUUUCUAG
Molecule: messenger RNA, 327 nt
Organism: Vicia faba (fava bean)
Lineage: Eukaryota; Viridiplantae; Streptophyta; Magnoliopsida; Fabales; Fabaceae
Source: the annotation of a GenBank genome assembly